GGAAGAAGUAGAACCCCCCCUCUCUCACUUCACUGCAGAGUGCAGACUGUCAUCGAGAAAUACCUAAAUUUCUGAAUUCCCUUUGAAUCAUCUUUUUUCGGAUAUCCAUGGCUUAUUUGAUCUCGAAUCUGCCUCUUCCUCCUCUGUUCGCCUGUGAAAAGCGACUCUUUUGCACACCUAUUAAUAAACACACAGUUUCCGCUAUUGGAGGACAACAAGGCCGUGUUGCAGUUAUUGCAAAGGCAACAAGCGGAAGUUCCAAGUCUUCUACCUCUUUGAGCAUCGUUGAGUCUGUCCAAAAUUUCUGGGAUAAACCCGAAGAUCGGAUCGCUCUCGUUGGAUUCGGAUUUGCGGCUGUCGUGGUUUUGUGGGCAUCGCUAAGUGUAGUCACGGCCAUCGACAAACUUCCGGUUGUCCCAAGCGUAUUUGAACUCGUUGGCAUUUUGUUUUCAACGUGGUUCGUAUAUCGAUAUCUCUUAUUCAAACCCGACAGGAAAGAGUUGGUCGAAGCCAUCAACAAGUCGGUAUCUGAUAUUCUCGGCCAAUAAUUGCAAGGAAUGAGAACAAGAAAGUGUCGAUAUGUAGUUUUUGUAUCGUGGUUUGGCUCCGAUUGUGUUGUAGCUUUGUAGUGAUCGAUCUCGAAUACGAGAAACUUGUAGGUCACGAUCCGUUUUUGUAACGACAAUAAAUGCUUUUCGUUCAUCGUGAAUUUAGCUUCGAGUUGUUUUCUUACUA
Molecule: messenger RNA, 735 nt
Organism: Cynara cardunculus var. scolymus (artichoke)
Lineage: Eukaryota; Viridiplantae; Streptophyta; Magnoliopsida; Asterales; Asteraceae
Product: protein CURVATURE THYLAKOID 1C, chloroplastic
Exons: 7
Coding region: 108-548 (146 amino acids)
Cellular component (GO): thylakoid; chloroplast thylakoid membrane
Source: RefSeq, a predicted model, not a curated record